This is a messenger RNA of Polypterus senegalus (gray bichir), 5224 nucleotides long. It is a transcript of the gene abcc12, whose product is annotated as ATP-binding cassette, sub-family C (CFTR/MRP), member 12. The record is from RefSeq and is a predicted model, not a curated record. Lineage: Eukaryota; Metazoa; Chordata; Cladistia; Polypteriformes; Polypteridae. Gene Ontology annotation, molecular function: ABC-type transporter activity; ATP hydrolysis activity; ATP binding. Gene Ontology annotation, biological process: transmembrane transport. The coding region runs from base 81 to 4286 and encodes 1401 amino acids. Gene Ontology annotation, cellular component: membrane. The transcript has 31 exons.
CCACUUUGUGGAAGACAGGAGCUCACUGGAUUGCUCUCGACGGGAGGUGAUAUUUACAGGCACAUAUUUUAAGAAGAAAAAUGGUUUCAAAAAACAAAAAGAAUUCAUUUUAUUUGGAGGAAAAUGGAGCUGAAAAAUCAACUAUCACUGAAUUAUAUAAAAGGAAGCCCGAGAGCAGCCCCUGGUAUAUGGAAACAACUGGGAUAGUUAAUCCAGCCUCGGAGUUUCACGCAUCACUGAACUACACAGAGUAUGAUGAGCCUCCAAAGCAUCAGAAGUACAAUGCGAGCUUGCAAAAUAUGAUCCCUUUCCGCUGCAACAGCACGACUCCAGAAUCAAAUGGUUUGGAUGAAGCUGGCUUAUUCUCAUUGGCUCUGUUUUCAUGGCUCACUUCCACUUUGUGGAAUAUUUUUAGAAAGCGUUUAAAUGCAGAGAACUUGCCUCCUCUGUCAAGUCAUGACAGCGCAGACAUUAACUCAAAAAGGUUUUUCAAAUUCUGGGAGGAAGAAGUUGCUCGGGUUGGACCUGAGAAAGCCUCAGUGGGAAGAGUAUUAAUGAGAUUUCAAAAAACAAGAAUGAUUGUCGCCGUCAUUUGCUCGUCAUUUUUCAGUGCUGCCGGCUUCUUGGGUCCAGGUUUGCUGGUGCACACAAUUCUCCAGUAUGUGGAUACGCCCUCCAAAGAUUCACUGUAUGGGGGAGGCAUUUGUUUUGCUCUUUUCUUCUCUGAAUUUUGCAAAGCCUUCUUUGUAUCUUUGACCUGGGCAAUCAACUAUAGAACAGCCAUCAGAGUUAAAUCAGGAUUUAGUACUGCAGCAUUUGAGAAACUGAUUUCGCUGAAAGCGCUGACCGACGUCUCUGUUGGGGAGGUGCUUAAUCUGCUUUCCAAUGAUGGAUAUCGACUGUUUGAUGCAGUUAUAUUUUGUACUUUUUGCAUCACUAUGCCAGUGCUCAUAAUUUUGUGUGUUACCUACUCAUGUAUCAUUCUUGACUUGACUGCUCUCACUGGAUUUGUAGUAUACAUCAUUUUUAUUCCUGUACAGUUCUUGAUAGCUAAACUAACAGGUUUAUUUCGAAGAAAGGCCAUCCAUGUGACUGAUAAACGUGUACGAACCAUGAAUGAGCUGCUGACAUUCGUGAAACUGAUAAAAAUGUAUGCUUGGGAGAGUUCAUUUGAGCAGAACAUCACUGAGGUGCGAAAAAUGGAGAAAAGCAUCUUGGAAAAUGCAGGCUACCUCCAAAGUGUGAAUACAUCUAUCUCCACUAUUGUCCCCACACUGGCCACUGUGUUAACAUUCAUUGUUCAUACAUCCUUGAAGCUUCCUCUGUCUUCCUCAUCUGCUUUCACCGUUAUUUCAGUUUUCAAUGCAAUGAGAUUCACUAUCGGCGUUCUUCCUUUUGCUGUAAAAUCCUUUGCAGAAGCGAAAAUCUCAUGUGCAAGAUUAAAGAAAAUUCUCCUUCUUAAAAAUCCAGAAUCCUAUGUCAUGCAGUUAGAAGGCUCUCCAAAUGCAAUCGUCUUAGAAAAAGCCACUCUGUCUUGGAAGAGGCCACAUGACAAAGCUGCCCAGGAAGAGAAGAACAAUGGUGGAACAAAGAGCCAGAAUGGAGCUGUUUUCCAUACGCAGGACACUGCUACUUUAAGAAAUAUAAAUUUAACACUUAAGAAGGGAACAUUGUUAGGAAUUUGUGGGAAUGUCGGUGGUGGAAAAAGCUCUUUGAUUUCAGCCAUUCUAGGUCAGAUGCACCUUCUCCAUGGAUCAGUAGCAGUAGAUGGGAAAUAUGCCUACGCAUCUCAGCAGGCCUGGAUAUUUCAUGGGACUGUCAGAAGUAACAUUGUCAUGGGGCAGCCAUUUGACGAGAAGAGAUACCAAAGGGCCAUCUAUGCUUGCUGCCUUAAGCCUGAUCUGGCCAUUCUCCCAUAUGGUGAUAUGACAGAAAUCGGUGAAAGAGGCCUGAACUUAUCAGGGGGGCAGAAGCAGAGGAUAAGUCUGGCAAGAGCUGUCUAUUCAAACAGAGACAUUUUCCUUCUGGAUGACCCUCUGUCAGCUGUGGAUGCGCAUGUUGGGAAGCACAUAUUUGAAGACUGCAUUAAAAAGGAACUUAAGGGGAAAACAGUCAUUCUGGUUACUCACCAGCUACAGUAUCUAGAAUUUUGUGAUGAUGUCAUACUACUGGAACAAGGAUCAGUUUCUGAAAUGGGAACUCAUAAACUCUUGAUGGAAAAGAAAGGCAGAUAUGCACAACUCAUCCAGAAUUAUCAAACUGACCAUUCAGAUGAUAUAAAGGAAGAGAAGACUUUCAAGCAGUCAACACAGUCAACUCUCCGCCCAGAGAAGAUCUCUGUGGAGCCCAUGAAGAAUGGAAUUGAAAACCCUGCUUUUGAAGCAUCAGAUGAUUUUUCCAUAGAAAACCAGAAGAACGCAAAAUUAGUGGAUAAAAAAGAGGACGACAAGAGCCAGCUUGUUAAAAAAGAAACCAUGCAGGAAGGUUCAGUCACUUUAAAGUCUUACCACUGUUACAUAAAAGCCUGUGGAGGUUACAUCCUCAGCCUCUUUGUUUUUUUCAUUUUCAUCUUAAUCGUGGCAUGCAUUGGCAUCAGCGGCUGGUGGUUAAGUGCCUGGAUCCAAGAUGGUGCAGGGGCAGGCUGCAACACAACUGUAGUCAACACCACAGAGGCUGUCUGUAACAAAGAGAACAUUUCAGAAAACCCCCGUCUGCAUUUUUACCAAAUGGUGUAUGGCCUGGUUAUUCUGGUCAUGAUUGUUUUGAGUGUCAUCAAAGGUUAUAUAUUUACAAAAAUCACUCUGAAGGCCUCUUCAAAGCUGCAUGACAAGAUGUUUAAUCGGGUAAUCCUCAGUCCAAUGAGUUUCUUUGAUACAACCCCUACUGGAAGAAUUAUGAAUCGCUUCUCAAAGGACAUGGAUGAGCUGGAUUCUGGAUUGCCGUUUAAUGCCGAGACUUUCAUAUCUUUUGUCUUGCAAAUCAUUAUGACCAUCGGAAUCAUUUCUGGCGUAUUUCCAUGGCUUUUGAUAGGUGUUAUCAUCCUAUUCAUCUGCAUCAUAAUCCUUCUUGUUGUUUUCUGUAGCAGCAUUAGAGAACUUAAAAGAAUGGAGAAUGUAAGUCGAUCCCCCUGGAUAUCUCACACUACAUCUACCAUCCAAGGGCUUGGCACUAUCCAUGCAUAUAAUAUAAAGGAGGAAUAUAUUGAACAAUUUAAAAGACUGAGUGACAUCAAUGCUGCUCAGUUUAUGUACUUUCACUGUGGGACCAGAUGGCUAUCAUUUCGGCUGGACUUUCUUUCAACACUCAUCACUCUCUUGGUCUCCUUGUUUGCCGUUUUCGCUCCCGACGAUAUUCCCAGCUCCUUGAAGUCUCUUGCUCUGUCCUACACAAUUCAGCUUACUGGGAUGUUGCAGUUUGUGGUGAGAAUUGGAACAGAAUUAGAAGCCAAAUUUACCUCUGUUGAAAGAAUAAUUGAAUACAUUGAGGGAUGCUCAUCUGAAGCACCAAUGAAAAUUAAAGAUGCCAAUAUUCCAAACAACUGGCCAAAUCAGGGAUCUAUUACAUUUAAAGACUAUAAAAUGAAGUACAGAGGGAACACCCCAGUGGUUCUAAAUGGAUUAAACAUCAGAAUUUCACCAAAGGAUAAAGUUGGCAUUGUGGGCCGAACUGGAUCUGGAAAGUCAUCCCUUGGAGUAGCCCUGUUUCGACUAGUUGAGCCAUGUGGUGGAACCAUUGUCAUUGAUGAUAUUGACAUCUGCAAAAUAGGAUUGGAAGACUUGCGGAGUAGGCUAUCCAUUAUCCCUCAGGACCCUGUAUUGUUCAUUGGUACCAUAAGGUACAAUCUGGAUCCUUUUAACAAAUACAGUGACGAAGAAAUUUGGCAAGCCCUUGAAAGAACAUACAUGAAGCAGUCGAUCUUAAAGUUACCUGAGAGGCUCCAAGCAGUUGUGGUGGAAAAUGGAGAGAAUUUCUCAGUGGGUGAAAGGCAGUUACUGUGCAUGGCCCGAGCACUCCUAAGAAAUUCCAAGAUUAUUUUACUGGAUGAAGCUACAGCCUCUAUUGACUCUCAAACAGACAACCUCAUUCAGAGCACGAUUCGAGAAGUCUUCAAAGAUCGCACAGUGCUGACCAUCGCUCACCGCAUCAACACGGUUCUUGACUGUAAUAAGAUCCUAGUUAUGGACAAUGGAAAGGCUGUGGAAUUCGAUGGACCAAACAUUCUGCUACAGGACGCCAAUUCGUUAUUUGCAAAGCUUCUCUCGGCUGCUAACAAAGUGGACACCUGAGGCAAACGUCUGAUUUUUAUAUGUGUACGAGAGGAGUUUCGAGUGAACAGAGUGGUCUUCACGUCUUCCUGUGCUGUCCCUGUGCCACUUUGGCUGCAUCCUUAAUUAGAUCACUGCAUUCAUUUCUUCAUAAGCAUGGGAAAGGCACUGUAUUAAUAAAAUGGAUUAUUUUUAUUAUUAUUAGAAGAUGGUUGUCAAGCUGUUCCAAACAGAUCCCUGUCCCUUUUUUUAUUUGUUCAGGCUGCAGUUACUCAUUUUUUACAAAUUAAUUUCUGGUCCUUCUACAGUUAUUAGGAUUUUAGAUAUCUGCACAUAUUUCUAUAAUGUUGUUAGUUAUUAAAAUAGCCACACGAAUAAAUGAUUGGAACUACUGACAUUUUGAUUCUUAGAUGUCUAAUUUAUAAAUAACUAUGGUCAAGUUAAGAUGAUUUUCUACUGUAUAAGGUAGUAGUUACAGUUUCAUUUCCUUUUAGACAUCACUGCUAUUUUGCUUAUUCUGCAGACUGCUAGACGCUCUUAGAAUUUUGGCACCCUCAUCUAGUGUCUUCCUGACUAAUGAUUAUCCAAUCGUAGGCAGCAGUUAGGCAGUAAAAACCUGGAAAAAAAGGCUUUUAAAACAACAUGUCGAUUACGUGUGACACUGGAUUUAUUUGGUUUUUUCUCAGAAAUCAGACUAAGUUUAACAUUAACACUGACGUGUCCGGCUUAUUGAUUAGCAGCACAUUCACUGUACAGUAUGACUUCCUUGACAAAAUGACAAAAUAAUGUGUUUUCUUGUCUUUGUGAAUGUGUAGGCAGAGAAUUACUGGAGUACUCAUCAGAAUAAUUGUGUAUAUGUUUGGAUUAUUUAUUAAUAUUGUGAAAUCAUGUUGUUGUUCCAAGUUAUUUAUUUGUUUCAUGUACAUAAUAAAAUAAUUAAUACUUUUUUGUUUUUUUAA